Molecule: messenger RNA, 1550 nt
Organism: Glycine soja
Lineage: Eukaryota; Viridiplantae; Streptophyta; Magnoliopsida; Fabales; Fabaceae
Exons: 1
Coding region: 166-1272 (368 amino acids)
Source: RefSeq, a predicted model, not a curated record
AUUUUAGUCACACACCUUAAGCCUCCAUCCUUUAUAACUCUCCCCAUUUGCCCUCUUUUCUCAACAAUAAUGCUCCCAUAGGAGAUAUAAUAAUAAUAAUCCUCUCAUUCUGCCUCAGCCUUAUUGCACUACACAAACCCUCACAUUGGUAGCUAGCUAUCCACCAUGAUCAAGACCUUGAAUCCUUACCCAAAUCCAGCAAAAACUGCUGAGAUCAUGUCAAGGUACAGGCCAAUAGCACCAAAGCCUGAAACCUCUCCAAACUCGUCCAUGAGUGAGGGCUCUUGUUCCUCUCUCUCCCAGAAGAUCAAUCAAUCUCCUUACCUUAGGAAUUUAUGGCCACAGCUUCAAGCCAGGCCCACCAGGACUAGAAAGAGAGGUAGAGCUCCUUUGACACUACCCUCUUCCUCCCUCAAGAGACACAAAACAACACAUAUCCUAGGUUUUUGUCCCCCUUGUCAUGUUGUUACAUCAUCCCCAGCCAAAAACCUUUCUUUUCAGGGUUUUGCUCCUCUUCCUAACCAUGGACUUGGAGUGCUCAAUUGCACCAUGGAAAAUAACAACACUCUCACCGCAAAUCCAAGCUUAGUGACACUUCCACUCCUUCCAUGUUCUCCUUGUCCUGCACCCAAAUUGGAAUCAAACUCAACAUUAACCAAGCCUUGUGUGGGAGAAGUAAUAGAUUUGAACACCAAGGUGAGUGUUCCUGAAGAGAAAGAUCUCUUGCAGCAACUUCAAAAACCAGUUUCUUCCAACAUCAAUGUCAUAACACCUCAACCAGUUCGCCCCAUUGGUUCUUCCAUAAGUGUUGUGUGCAUUAGUGAAGACUUAACUCUGCCACCUCUAUCUCAAACACCAAAAAGGCCAAAUGAGGUUGAACAAGAGGUUGAGAAUGAACCCUUGCCAGCUGUCAUAUCAGACUCAAACCACAGAAUCAGGAUGGCAAAUUCUGCAUACAAGGAGAUGGUGGGCCAGCCAUUAUGUCCUUGGCUUGAGUCCAUGGUGAAUAAUAAUGGUGGUGGUGAAUGCAAGAGGAUCAGUGGUGAGGUAACACUUCAUCUUAGUGACUCAACUAUUGUUCCAACUUCAUCAAACGGUUUCUCUUGCUGGGUGAGGAUAGAGUGGCAGAGUGAACACAACAAUAAGAAGAACUGUGUCAAUGCUUUCUGUGAUGUUAUGAAGUUGGCCUGUGAAUCCAGGGACUAUCUCUUCACAUGGAGGUUCCACACUCGUACUACCAGGGAAGCUUCUCAAUCAAGUUGCAACGCUUGAAAAAGUAAUAUAUCUUAAUCAAUGCACAUAUAGUUUUCUUAGCUAGACUCUUGGUAUGUAUGAUGAUCCUAAUUUUCUUGUCUGCUAUCGACAUACAUAUAUGUACAUGGUUAUAUAGUAGUAUUAUUAGGGAUGAUCAAAUAUAGUUUUUCUAUGUUUCUUUUUUACUAAAAUGUCUUCAAGACCUUGUUCUUCUGAGAGAUCAAAAUAUGUAUCAAGAACCAAGCUAUUUAGUAGUUAAUUAGUACUAGUACUAUAUAGUAUUUAGUAUUUAGUUA